GUUAGCCAGUGUGUUCGCUGUUUCCUGCCUCUGUGUGUGUGUGUUUUCACGUGACUAGUCAGAGGGCUAGUGCACCUCUGAGGCAGCAGCAAACUGUGAAAGCAAAAGGAAAUACUGCAGUGCGGAGCUCAAUAUCUUCCUAAUUAAUUUAAUAUAAAGUGGAUGCCUCAAAGUUUAAAACAUGUUUUCACUCGGGGAAACAAUGGACUUCCUCAUAGGAAACCCUUUUUCGACGCCAGUUGGUCAGAGAAUCGAGCAAGCAACCAGCGGCUCUCUAGAGUCGGAGGACUGGGGCCUCAACAUGGAGAUAUGUGACAUCAUCAAUGAGACGGAUGAGGGUCCCAGAGAUGCAGUCAAAGCUAUUAAGAAGAGGAUUGUUGGAAACAAGAACUUCAGAGAGCUCAUGUUCGCUCUUACUGUUCUUGAGACUUGUGUGAAGAACUGUGGCCAUCGCUUUCACGUUCUGGUGGCAUCGCAGGAGUUUGUUGAAGGAGUUUUGGUCCGUUCUAUUCUGCCCAAAUAUAAUCCCCCCACUGUCCUCCAUGACAGGGUGCUUAGCCUCAUCCAGGCAUGGGCUGAUGCGUUUCGUAGCUCCCCCUCCUUGACAGGCGUGGUGUAUGUAUAUGACGACCUGAAGAGGCGAGGGCUGGAGUUUCCCAUGACAGACCUGGAUGCCCUGUCCCCUAUUCACACCCCAAACAGGAGCAUCCCAGAAAACGGGAUCACUGACACACCCCCUGCAGCUGCUGUCGAACCUCAAUCACAACCACAAGCCCCUUCCAGCUCUCCCAGUCAAAAUACUUCACCUGCAGUCCAAUCCAGUGACCAGGGACCAGUCUCCCUCUCUGCAGAACAGGAGCACAAGCUGCGAAGUGAGCUAGCACUGGUGAAGGGAAAUCUCAAAGUGAUGUCUGACAUGCUGACUGAGCUAAUACCUGGGCAGUGCCAACAAGAUGAUACAGAGCUGCUACAGCAACUAUACUCUGUGUGUAAGAGGAUGCAGACCCGAGUGGUGGAGCUCAUCCCCCAGCUGCUGGAUGAAGGAUUCAUUGAGGAGCUGCUCGUGUUGAAUGACGACCUCAACAACACCUUCAUCCGCUAUGAGAGGUUUGACAGACUGAACAAGGCACAGGUUAGUACUCAACAGCAGAGCUCUGCUGGCACUCCGAGCCUCACAGACCUCAGCCAACCUGCUGUCGUCACAACAGACAGCCAACCGGCAGUCAGUACCUCGGCCAUUCAACAACAAUCAGCCAACCACAAAGAGGAGGAGGAAUUUGACAUGUUUGCUCAGACUAGAGACAGCUCCCUGGCUGAGCAGAGGAAAAGUGUCAGGUACGAGGACCCAGGAGCUGUGGAGGGCCUCGCUGGAGCUCUGGACACGAGGUUGCAGGUCACAGGAGGGAUGCCACCAGAUAAAAACUCGCACCAGAAUGAUAGUGGCAAUUGGUUAUCUUGUCAUACGGAAGAGCCGUCCUCGGUUUGUGAGGGAGUGUCUAGUGAAGAGUUUGAUAAUUUUCUGGAGGAUCGAGUGAAGGCGGCAGACCACAGCAGCCAAGAAACUCGCACCGUUCCGCCCACCACAUCCAGACCACCACCGCAAUCUACCCAGCAGCAGGACGGAUCACAUGACCAACUGUUUUCACUUUGAGUUUGGGGACAGACAAAAAGGAACAGGCGGAUGUAAAGUUCAACUUACUGAAAUGAGCACAUGAUCACACAUGUGCUGUGCCAAGUCAGGUUUUCUCUAAAAGUACACAAACACAUGUACACAAAAUAAAACCUGACACUACAGGACUGCUGCUUAAUCAGCUCAUUGUAUAAUGCAGUAUUUCUUAGUUUACUUUUCUGGUUAUCUUUUUGUAAGUACACACAAGGGUUAACUAUAUUUUUGAAAUAUAUUAUGCUAAUGUUGAUUAAAACAAGAACCUAAAACUUUACUUUUAUAAUAUUAAGAAUGUGGGUUUUUUUUGUUUGUUUGUUAUCAUGUGCCUUACCAGAAAGCUGAUUUUGUGAAGAUGAGAAUAAAUGGGUUUUUGUCCAGCAGAACAUGUUUUCUCCCUCUCUUGUCACUAUC
Molecule: messenger RNA, 2077 nt
Organism: Monopterus albus (swamp eel)
Lineage: Eukaryota; Metazoa; Chordata; Actinopteri; Synbranchiformes; Synbranchidae
Product: target of Myb protein 1
Exons: 15
Coding region: 182-1651 (489 amino acids)
Biological process (GO): signal transduction
Cellular component (GO): membrane; endosome
Molecular function (GO): phosphatidylinositol binding; clathrin binding; ubiquitin binding
Source: RefSeq, a predicted model, not a curated record